CGAUUUUCGAUUAAAACCUCGUUGUCUCUACUUUCAAUACACCUAUUUUCGUGAGGCUCCUAUAUUUAUUGCCGAGGAGUUAGGCAUGGGUAAAAAAAAGACAAAACGCUUGCCAAGACAGCCAAAACCAAAAAAAGACAAUCCGUUCGAGAUUCGAGUUAAUAAACGAAAAUAUGAUGUAUUAGGACAAAAAACUUUGAAACACGAAAAAGGUCGACCUGGUCAGAGUCGCACGAGGGCUAAUGAAAUUAGGUCAAAAAGUCUUUUAAAUGACUAUGAACGACGAAAGAAAGCCAGUUAUGGGGGGGUUAUAGAUAAGAGAAUAGGCGAGAAUGAUGCCAAUUUGGAUCCAGAGGAAAAGAACUUAAAACGAUGGGCUGCAGAAAGAAAAGCAACUAAUACCUUAAUGGAACUGGAUCAUGAAGACGUAUUAACUCAUUCUGGAAGGCCUUUAUCAGAAAUCGAACGAUUCGACGAUAAAGAUUUGGAAUUAAGUGACGAUGAUGACGAUGGAAUUAUAUCUGCUGACAUUGUUAAUGAGCAUUUUGGAUCGGGUAAUAUAGGCUCCGAAGCUACAAAAAAAACAUGGAAGGAACGUAUGGAAGAAAUUAUGGUAGAGUCCAAAAAACGCAAAUAUGAAAGAAAACUAGAAAAAGAUCGAGCCCAAGAGUUAACUGAAACUGUUGAUGCUGAAUGGAAAGAUAUUAUGCAUUUGGUUGCUGGCUCGGCGUCAUCAAAAGAUGGCGAAGUAUCUGAGAAGAAAGCGGUGGAUGAUUAUGAUAUGGCUGUCAGAUCUCUAAAAUUUGAUGCUCGAGCAUUAGCUGGGGAUAAACUUGUUGAUGAGGAAGAGGCAAAGCAAAAGAAAAUAAAACAGAAGAUGGAAGAAAGAGAUAAGCGGAUGAAGCUGACUAAUGGAGAGAACGGUUCUGAAAAGAUUCACGCUUCCGUAGAUGAUCUUGACGAUAAUUUCGCUUUUGGAAAAGAUUCAAAAGAAUUAAAUAGUGAUCAGGGUGAUAGUGAUGACUCAGAUGAGGAAAGUGAGUCUGAAGAGGACGAGGAAAAUGGUUUAGAGGGAAAUUUAGAAUUCGAAGAAAAGGAAGAUGAGGAUGGCAAUGAUGAAGGUAAAGAAGAAGAUGCCAGUAUGGAUAGCGAAAAUGAUGAUGGGGAUCCAUUACAGGAUCUUUCCGAUUUGGAGAGCGACAACUCCGAUGAAGAGGGAGCUGAAGAUAUUUCCGAUUCAACCAUCAAGUCAGAUCAAAUUUUCGUCAGCGAAGAUUUUAAAUCACUUUUUGCAAACAUUCAAAUGGCAAAUCUAUCUGCGAAAGAAUUCAAAUCGAAAUUAGAAGCAAUAAAAUCUAAGGGAAAAUCACUGUUAUGUGAUGCAGUUGUUGUUUGUAAAGAAUGCUGCCAAAAGGGAAAUAUUCAACUGUUAGAUGUUCUUGCACCAUUUGUUUACACUCUUGCUGAAAAGAAUCCAAAAAGUGCUGCUGCAUGUUUUUUAAAUCAUUUAACAGAAAUGAAAUCAUCUCUUCUUGAAGGAAAAGUUUCAAAUCCUGCCGAAAUUAUUCUUUUUAUAAAAUUUGUUGUAGCUAUAUUUCCAGCCUCCGAUGCUAGGCAUUGUGUUACAACACCGGCUAGUGUUCUAUUAAGUUACAUUCUGAAGACUAUGAAAUUAAAAUCUCUUCGACAAAUAUUCUUGGCCCUUUUUGGUUGCUCUAUAGCCUUAGAAUAUACGGAACGUGCUCGGAGAAUAAGUCCUGAAGCUGUGAACAUUUUAAAUGCAAUCCUUAAAUUGUGCAUAUCAAAGCAUUCCUAUCCUUUUACAUCAACGAAAAAAUUAGAUAUUCUGAAUUUGAAAGAUAGUGCGAAACUUAAACAUUUGGACGAAAAAGAGAGAGUCGAUUUGAAAUUUGUACUUUUCAGUUGUUAUGGCAGUGUUGCCGACGAUAAGCACAAGGGUUUGGUCAUCUUAAACACUAUAAAAGUCCUUAGGAAGUUUAUUGAAUGUUACCCAAAAAAUAUUGGUGGCGCAGAAGCUUUUUGGGAACCUGUUCUAUCAACAUGCGAAUUGUUUGAAAAAUCUAAAAAUCAUUCAUCAUUAAAAGCGAAGGUAAAACAUCUUGUAAAUGAAAUAAAACUGUGCUAUCCGUCAAAAUUACAAAGCCUUAAAAGAGACAAACAAGCCCCUGUCAUGUUAAAAAUGUUGGAACCUAAAUUUGAAAACGUUGAAGAAGUUGGUAGGAGCCACAAAAAUAACAAAGGAAAGUCACGAGAGAAAAUUGAGAAAGAAAUUCUACAUGCAAGAGUUAAAAAGGAAAAGAAAGGUGCUAUUAGGGAGUUACGACGAGACGCUGCUUUCUUAGCAAAGAAACGUCUACUGGAUGAUAUAACUAAAGAUAAACAGAGGAAAGCAAAAGUUAAGAGAAUCUAUUCACAAUUGGCCCAACAAGAAGGCGAUUAUAAUGCCCUUCAGAAAAAGAAAAAAUCAUAGUGUUUAUGCUAAAGUCUCCACUUUAAAUUCUCAUAAUAAUGUACAUUAUUCGUUCAUUUUUCAAGGACGAAAAGUGAAAUUGUUUUGUAUUAAACGUUAUAAAUUUGUUACUAAACUGCUUGUUAGUAACUUUCAAAACUUGUUUUUUUUUCAUACGAUAUCCCUCGUAUUAGGAAUGGUGAAAUUUGAAUUACUGAUUCAAAGUGUUAUUUUUGUAAAGAUUUUUGUAAAAAUUUCGGGUAAAUAAUACACAG
Dimorphilus gyrociliatus is the source of this 2745-nucleotide messenger RNA. NCBI's taxonomy places the organism in Eukaryota, Metazoa, Annelida, Polychaeta, Dinophilidae. The record is from the annotation of a GenBank genome assembly.